UUAUAUUUCGAGGUGCACGCCGCGUAGGACUUGCAUAUAGCCUUCUGAUUCGACUGUGUGCUCGCGUCGUCUAGCAGCCAAUAUCAGCAGAGCUCCGUUGUAGCAAUGACGCAUCCCUCUUCUCCAUCUCAUAUCUGACUUUUCACGGUCAAUCACUGCAGUACGCUUGAGUCCGAAUCAGUUCAAUGGGAAAGGUCAGAGUUUCCAACCAUCGAUAGCUUCGGGGAGCAUGAAGACCACACGCUGUACACACCACUGUCCGGUUCGUAAAUCCGGCUCAUCAAGUUGCAGCUUGACGACGGUAGAGGCGCGCUACAUUGCUCUCUCCACGUCUUCGAGGUGCAACACCAGCUCGAGUGCAUCGCUUUGUCAUACGUGUGGGGUGACAGCAACGCCACGGAAGUGUGCGGUUGGUUGGCAUCGUUCGACGAACAGGCUGACGUGGAUAUCGUUCGGUUGUUCACAUUAGCCAACAUGCAUGGUUGGGACGAGCUUGUGAGAACAAGCAUCGAGUAUUCCGUUUCUGAGUUUUGGUCGAUCUGGGGACCACCAUCGGACAAUCGGGGACAUUCCUGGAUCCAAGCUUUGAAUCUCUCGCCAUGGUGGAGUAGAGUUUGGGUCGUUCAAGAAAUAGCCUUAGCGAAGAAAAUCCCAGUUAUACUCGCUGGAACUCGUAUGACUCAACUCUCACAUCUGAUCGGAGUGGAAUAUUGGUUUCGGCAUCAUGACAUGCUAGAAAUGAACUGUUCUCUGACCGCAAUGUACCACUUUCUAUGGUCGAAAUUCAGAGCAGGACGAUAUGAUGGGCUAUCAAACGCAGAACGACUCUCAUCUAUAUUCCGAAGCAUUGGUCUCAGAGAUGCUUUCUUGUCACAAGACUUUAUUUGUGGCCUCUUAGGCCUUGCCUUCCGAGGUCUAAUUCCUGAUCAUUUGCAAAUCAAUUAUGCAAAAGACUUCGAGGUUAUAUAUCGAGAUGUGGCAGACUUACGAGGAACUUACUAUGUUAGCAUAAUGAAUGAGAAUGCAUGAGUGAAUAAACAUGUGAAAGACAAACUAGACUAUUUGAAAUAAUCAUCUGGCCAUAGCUUAUUGUAAAUGUACAGAAGUGUCAACACUGAAC
Molecule: messenger RNA, 1120 nt
Organism: Truncatella angustata
Lineage: Eukaryota; Fungi; Ascomycota; Sordariomycetes; Amphisphaeriales; Sporocadaceae
Exons: 1
Coding region: 475-1029 (184 amino acids)
Source: RefSeq, a predicted model, not a curated record